Molecule: messenger RNA, 1667 nt
Organism: Hordeum vulgare subsp. vulgare (domesticated barley)
Lineage: Eukaryota; Viridiplantae; Streptophyta; Magnoliopsida; Poales; Poaceae
Product: premnaspirodiene oxygenase-like
Exons: 2
Coding region: 90-1622 (510 amino acids)
Molecular function (GO): iron ion binding; heme binding; monooxygenase activity
Source: RefSeq, a predicted model, not a curated record
ACGAAGAGCUGCUCGAUCGAUCAAUUCCAAGUGUAGCUAGGCUAGGCAACAAACUAAACAGUUCCAGCUCUAGACGGCAGGCGGCGGCCAUGGCCGAUCUUCUGUACCAGUCCAUUAUACUCUCGGUGGUCACGGUGGUGCUGCUCCAGGUCCUCAAGCUCCGCAUCCGGCCGAGAGCGAGGACGCCGCCGGGGCCGUCGAGGCUGCCGGUCAUCGGGAGCAUGCACCACCUCCUGAACGUGCUCCCGCACCGCGCCCUGAGGGACCUGGCGGCCGUGCACGGCCCGCUCAUGAUGCUCCAGCUCGGGCAGACCCCUCUCGUGGUGGUGUCGUCGAGGGAGAUGGCCCGCGAGGUGCUCAGGACGCACGACGCCACCUUUGCCACCCGCCCCAAGCUCCUCGUCGGCGAGCUCGUCCUCUACAGCUACGCCGACAUCCUCUUCUCGCCCUCCGGCACAUACUGGCGCAAGCUCCGGCAGCUCUGCGCCGCCGAGAUACUCAGCCCCAGCCGCGUCCUUUCCUUCCGGCACAUCAGGGAGCAAGAGAUGAGCAAUCAGGUACAAGACAUCCAUGCUCAUGCGGUCGGGCCAUCGACGCCGGUGGAUGUCACCGCGAUUUUCUCCGGCCUAGCGAUCAGCAUCAUCUCCCGCGCGUCCUUCGGGAACAAGCAGAGGAACGCGCGGGAGUUCCUGUCGGCGGCCAAGACCGGAGUCACACUCGCCAGCGGCUUCAAGAUCCCCGACCUCUUCCCGGCAUGGCGGUCCGUGCUCGCCAGGGCGACCGGCAUGCGCCGCACCUUGGAGGACGUCCACCGGACGAUCGACUCAAGCCUGGCCGAGGUCAUAGAAGAGAGGGAAUGCGUCCGGCAGGACAAGGCCAAGAGCGGCAGCACGGCGGCCUCCGACGAGGAGAACCUCGUCGACGUGCUCAUCGGCCUGCAAGAGAAAGGCGGGGCGCACCACCUGAGCACCAACAGCAUCAAGGGCGUCAUACUCGACAUGUUCGUGGCCGGGAUCGGCACGAUCUCGUCGUCGCUGGACUGGGGCAUGGCGGAGCUGAUGCGGAGCCCGAGGGUGAUGGGCAAGCUGCAGCGCGAGCUCCGGGAGGCGUUUCGCGGCAGGGCGGCCAUCGGCGAGGGCGACGUCGAGGCGGGCGACCUCCCCUACCUGAAGCUCUUCAUCAUGGAGAACCUCCGGCUGCACCCGCCGGCGCCGCUCCUGGUCCCCCGGGAGAGCAUCCACGCGUGCGAGCUCGACGGGUACGUGAUUCCGGCAGGCUCGCGCGUCGUCGUCAACGCAUGGGCGAUCGGAAGGGAUCCAAGGUACUGGGGAGAGGACGCCGAGGAAUUCAAGCCUGAGCGGUUCGUGGACAGCCCCGUCGAUUUCACGGGGAGCAGCUACGAGUUUCUGCCGUUCGGGGCUGGCCGGAGGAUGUGCCCCGGCGUCUCGUACAGCCUCCCCUUCCUGCAGAUGGCGCUCGUGCAGCUCUGCUACCACUUCGACUGGUCUCUGCCCGAAGGCAUCGUGGAGGUGGACAUGACGGAGGCGGAUGGCCUCGGCCUACGCCGGAAGUCGCCGUUGCGGCUCUGUGCAACACCGUUCAUCCCCGAGUCAGCGUGCUAAUACAGUAUUUUUUUUAAUCAAACGUGCUAAUACAGUUAGAAAAAU